Messenger RNA from Aspergillus calidoustus, 1968 nucleotides. NCBI's taxonomy places the organism in Eukaryota, Fungi, Ascomycota, Eurotiomycetes, Eurotiales, Aspergillaceae. The record is from the annotation of a GenBank genome assembly.
AUGAACCCUCAGGGAUUCUCGUUCCCUCCACCGCCACCACCACCUCCUACACAACAACAUCAGCCGCCGCAGCAAUACCAUCAUAACGCCGGUUACACCCAGUACGGAUCAACCCAUCAUGGCCAACGUGGUGGCCGCGGAGGUGGCGGCGGACACUUUCGAGGCCGUGGAAGAGGACACGGGAAUCGGGGAGGAGGAGGAGGAGGAGGCAGAGGAGGUUAUCAUAUGCCCUCUGAUGCCAAUCGUCCCAGUGCAUAUACCCCGGCAGCUGCUGGAUACGGGCCCAUGAACUAUCUAGGGUAUCCAACGCAGUUUAUGUCGAACCAGCAUGCGAGUGUCCAGGCACCGCAUUAUACUCAGCCGCAGACUUAUCAAACCCAUUUGAAUGGGAAUGCUUUCGCCUCGCCGACGCAAUAUUCUCAAGCUACGGGCCAAGGAACGCCGUAUCAACGACAACAACCAGGAUACGAUGCCUCUUACUCUGCGCCCAGUACCCAGCAGCCGCCAUACGGCAAUGCACCGUCCUCUGGCCAGCCAACGAUGAUGGGACCGCCCAUUCACUGGGGAUUCGAUAAUGCAGGACACGCCGGAUCGUUCCAUCCGUCUCAUCGGCCGAGUCAGCGUGGGCCUCGCCAAGCCAAUGCGCACAUUAACCAGCCAUCUCAGGGAAAGCAUACCCACAAGCGCGACCACUCGUCAGCCUUUGGAAAGCCUCAAUCAACUGCUCCACGUGUUCCAGCGCCACCUCCAGUUCCGAGCUUUGGCAAUCCGCUACCUUCCAAGCCACCACUACCGGCAGAUUCCCCGCGCAAGCCGAAGAAGAAGAAGAGGAAGCACAAUCAGCUGGGACUUACCCCCAAGACGGAGGACCACGAGUCAAGCGAGGAGGAAGACGACGCCGACGAGGAAACGAGGCUGGCUGCGAGCGGUGCGGGAGCUAGCGCCGGCUUGCAAGUCACAUACAGAGGGAAAACGUCUAACCUGCAGACCUCUGCUGAAAUCGCAGCCUGGAUUGCAGAACGAAGAAAGCGGUUCCCCACCCAAGCUAAGAUUGAAGAAAAGAAAAAGGCCAUGGAAGAGGCGAAGAAGGCCAAGGAAGAAGCUCAGCGGCAGCGGGAAGCACGCAAACAAGCAGCUACGCGAGAGAAGAAACAACAGCAAGAUCAGCAAAGCACGAAUAAGCAGCCUCGGGCCGCUCUUGAUCCUGCUGAUGCAGCUGCAAAAGCUAAACGGAAAGCCGAAAAGCUGCGCCGAAAAUUAGAGAAGGAGGAGAAGCGAAUUGCGGAGGCAGAAGCGGAUGCCGAACGGGCUCGUAAACUCCAGGAAUCACAAAAAGGCACUCUGGAUGCAACUAUGGAACCAACGACGACCAUAACAAACGAGGGUGAACACGGCUCGGAGCUGGAUGGCCAGGGCCAGGAAGCGCGAAACCCGCUCGCUGGAUCGGAUCCCAGCGAUAUUCCUCCAACAGCAUCUCAAUCAAAGGAAGAGUCUCUAGUGUAUGAUGGAACUGUGGGCGACUCAGUAUCGGAUACGUCUGACAGUAGUGACUGGACAUCGUCAAGCGGAUCCGACACAUCAUCGGAUUCUGAUGAUAGUGACAACGACUCUGCACCAGAGCAAGCAACCUCACGUCGCGAAGGUCCCGAGCGAGUCCCGCCGCCGCCGCGCGAAGGACAGAAGCGGCUCUGUCGGCAUUUUGCCCGGUCUGGUCGCUGUGUCCGCGGGACAAACUGUAAAUUUUUACACGAGAAAACAGAACGUGGGGGCAAAACAAAGCCUGCCGAAACCAAGGGACGAAAAGGCCUUCUUCAAGCGCUUCUGGAUCGCCAGAAAGAAGAUGAGAACAAGAAAGUCAUGGAGACGAUUGUAUGGCUAGGGGAGAAUGGGUUCCUCGAUGAAUCUGCGGCUCAAGUGGAUACUGCGGUUGGCUCGACUGAGUCGAACACUGCAAGUCGUAGUCCUUGA